AGAGCUCCUCCCCUGAUGACCCUGGAAGAUUUAAGAACUCAGAUAAAAGAACAACUAAGUGGUGGAGAUAUAUUGCCUCAUGAAUAUGUCUUUCUUCGUGCUGUUGGUCGAUGUCUAGCCAUAGUAAUAAUAUUCAAUACGUUUCCAUAUAAACAUAAUCUACACAUAAAAAGUGCCCACCGCCUUAAAUUUUCAUACUAACUUUAAAAGGGGAGCAUUUAUUAGGCAUUCAAUCCAUGGAGUAGCGAGAUUUAUUCUAAUUAUACUUUAAUGACAAUUUGUACUCUUUACCUUUCUUGUUCAAUGGCAUACAAUGCAUUCCAUCAAAUUAAUUAACAAUUAUUCGCCGAAGGCGAGGUGAUUAUCGGUGAAUAAAAACCGAGACGAAGUCGAGGUUUUUAUUCACGAUAAUUACCGAGCCUGAGGUGAAUAAUUGUUUUAGUAUAAUUUCAUAGGUGAUUAUUUGGAAAAAAAUAAGAAAAUACACAUUUCUUCGUCAUUUAAUUGACAAAAAGGCUUCGGCCGCCAUUUUGAAAAUCGCUUAGGUGAUUAUCGCGUAAUAAUCACCUCAACGGCAACCAAUCAGCGUGGAGAAUUUUCAAUAAUCACCUAUGUAAUUAUACCAUUGAACUAUAAAUAAACUGGAAGGCUAACUGCUAUGAUGGGGGCCUAUGAUUUGAUGAAGCCAAAAUAGUUUUUCUGAGUUAUGAGCAGAAAUACUUGACCCCAAACGUCGUGCUAUAUAUCAAAUUGAAGCUAUUGAAAAUUGCUAUUCGGUGUGGAAAUUUCAAGACUUCAGCGAAAAGAAAAAUAUUUAAAAAAUACAAAAACAACUGCAAAAUGGCAAAUUAUCGGUAAUUAUGUUUGUAGUUUUUCAAUAUUUCCCUUUUAGCUAAAGUCUUGAAAUUUCUACACCAAAUAGUGUUUUUCAAUAGCUUCAAUUUGAUAUAUAGCCCAAUGUUCAGUGUUGAGUAUUUCUGCUCAUAACUCAGAAAAACUAAAAUGCACUGGCUUCAAUUUCCCCCCCUGAGUUAGCCUUCCAGUUUAUUUAUAGUUCAAUGAAUUAUACUAAUUGUGAUUAGUGUAGUUUAAUUAAAAAGCAAUAUGUCAGCUUGAUGGACUUUUAGUUCACAUUGCAUAACUAUAACAUACGUACCAUCUUUAACUCAUUGACAUUGCAGUCCACAGUCCACUUAAAUCAAAUGCAUGUAAAGGCUAAAACUGUGAACCUGGGGCUGGAGAGGGGGUACAGGUAAACUCAAUUAUCAUUCACUUUAUAGUAUUCUCAAUUUUGAUUGGUUAAUUUACCUGCAAAUAACUGCGUGCAAAUAAUAGUCUGAUUAUUAGCAUUUGUUAAAAACGUUGCUCAGCUACAAAUAAUAGUCUGAGCAUGCGCAUUGCCUUCAAUUUUUGUAAAUAAUGGCGGCUCGCUUUGCUGAACUUUCGGAAAAUGAGUUGUCUCGCUUACUUGAAGAAAAAAACGCGGAAAAUAAAAAAGCGACUAAAAACGCCGUCAAUGUCUUUCGCCAGCAUUUAGAAGCAAGAUAAAUCAACGAAGACGAUCUAGUUGGCUCAAAAGAAACUCUUGCCAAUGUCCUUCGCAAGUUUUUAUGCAGAAGCAAGAAAGAGAGAGGGCGAACUUAUAUAGUAAACGAAAGAUAAAAUGCUUUAUAAGUGAAUGAUAAAACAAUUAUUGAACUCGGUUCUCGCAAAAUAUCGUGAUUUGUCGGUGGCUCGCAGAUCAAUUAUUUGCCUCUGCCUUCGGCAUCGGCAAAUAAUUGAUCUGCUCGCCACCGACAAAUCACGAUAUUUUGCUCAACCUCUUCCAAUAAUUGAUAAUUAUUUGCACAGACACUAGCCGGCGUAGCAGUCACUUUUUUUGUUUUUGAGGAUUCCCUUUUUUCCCUCGCCGUUUUUUUUCUCCUCACGUUUUUUGCAUUUAUUUCUUAAAAUGUCUUCAAAACCUUCAAAAGAUAAAGCGACUGCUACGCAGGCUACACAAAAACAGACCAAGCAAAAAAUCCUGGAAAAAAAAUCCAGAUAAUAUUUUAUCUAAUAAAUAUUAAAGACUCACUACUUCCUCCACAGCUGAAAACCCUGUCGACAUCGUCAGCCUGUUAAACCGUUACUUCUACUCGGUGUUUAAACAUUCCGAUACUACUGACGACCAUUUUUUCUGUUGCUCCUGAUAACGACACGAUUGAUCUUACCAUCAUCUCAGACAUCUCGUUAACAGAAGAGGAAGUAUGUGUUGUACUCAAAGCACUGGAUGAAGUCAAAGCUACUGGUCCCGACAAAAUUCCAGCGUUAUUGCUGGAGAACUAUGCCAACUGUUCAACAAGAGCUUAUCUUGUGGAAUCCUGCCGUUCGAUUUAGGACUGUUUGGUAUACCGAUAUACCGAAAAUAUCGAUAUUAAAUCAAUAUCGGUAUAUCGAUACCGGAUAUUCAACCAUACCGAUAUACCGAAAUUUCGGAUAUACCGGAAUUUUUCGGUAUACCGUGUUAAAUUUAUUUAUUAUAACUUUACCACAUAAAAGAGUGGCAGGGUCACCACAACAGUCAUAAAAAACAAUUACUGUGGGCCCUAUUUUACAAAUACUAUAUAAAUAUGUACAACUACAUUAACAUAACUUAAUUUACGAGACUAUCAGGAACAACAAGAGAGAGGAGUAGCAAGACUACGAGCAAAGUUACAUUUCAAACAGAUUGAUUUCCAAGUCCGAGGGUUUUCAGAUUCAUAGUUUAUAUUGAUAGCAGUAGUUUAAUAUCUGUAAAGUAAAUAUGGACAAGGAAAGAGACUGUUGUUUAAGUUCAUUAGGAAGAAUGUUCCAUAUUCUUGUUGUUCUGUUGAUGAAGGAGGUCUGGUAGGUUACAGUCUUGCAUUUCUUAGUACGGAACAAGAUAAGGUCUGGAUUGCUUGUUGCUCUCGUUUUCCUUUCAUUGCCAAGAUUUCUUGCUGGUAGUAUAUCUUUGUUUGCAUAGACCAAACCAUUAAUCAUUUUAAAAAAAUGUACCAAAUCUAAAUAUUCGUGCCAGAAACUAAUUGGUAGUAAGUUGGAGGCUAUUAAACGUUCUUUGUAGGGUACUUCGCUGUAGAAUGGUAGGUUAAGGAUAAACUUCGUCGCACGACGCUGCACUCUUUCAACUCGCUUUAUCAACUCCAUUGUUUGAGGGGCAGAUCUGGAUAGCGUAGCCAAGGUGAGGUCGUACAACUGUGAGAUAUAAGCAUCUUCUUGUUACUGGGUUUCUUGUCUCCCGGGAUGAUCUUCUUGAGAAUCCCAACAGUUUGUUCCCUUUCGAACACUGCUCAAUAACUUGCCUGUUCCAGGUCAAAUCACUUGACACCCAGACACCAAGAUCUUUUUCAUGACUCACAAUACUAAGUGUUUGACCUUUAAUCGCGUGCGGAUGUUCAAAGGGUGUUAUCUUACGUGUAAUACGCUGGCACUUGCAUUUUGCUUGGUUGAAUUUCAAACCAUUCUCUCUGGCCCAAGUGUUGAUGUUGUCAAUAUCGCUUUGAAGACCAGCGGUAUGUUCACAGUUGUUAACCCGCUUUAGAACCUUGGUGUCAUCAGCGAAACAAGCCACCUUUGAUGUUUUUACCAUCCGGGGCAGAUCGUUCACAUACAGAAGAAAAAGAACUGGGCCAAGGAUAGAUCCUUGGGGAACUCCAGAUGUUACCUCUCGUUCUUCACGCUUAACGCUUUGUUUUCGCCCAUGAAGGUAUGAUGUGAACCAAUUUAGCAAACUAUCACAGAUGUUAUAUUGCCGCAGUCUAGCAAGGAUGAGGGAGUGUUGAACUUUGUCAAAUGCUUUCGACAUGUCUAAGUAUAUAACGUCAGUUUGUUUGCCGGAGUCUAGUAAAGCGCCAAUGUAAUCGAUAACUUCAACCAACUGGGUAACACAGGAUUUACCAACUAUAUGGCGAAACCCUAACCUUUAUUUUACUACUGAAUGGCAAUUCAAAGAACUUUCUACUGCAAUGAUUUAGAAUUUCCACUUCAGUGAGAUUUUACACUGAGUACGUGCAUGUCGUUCGAAACAGCUUCAAAAUGAUCGUUUUCCCUUUUAGAAUUACUCAAAAUUUCCUUCAAACUUCCAUUAAAGAAUUUUCCUUUAUAAUUAUCAAAGGAAAAUCGGUAUACCGAUAAUAUCGGUAUAAUUUUUUCGGUAUACCGAUCGAUACCGGAAAUUUCUCAUACCGAACAUUCCUAGUCCGAUUUGAAGCUGGCCAACAUCAGUCCAAUUCCAAAAGGAAGCCCUAUUCAUAAUGUAUCCAACUACAGACCAAUAUCACUGUUGUCAUUAGUCUCGAAAGUGUUUGAACGUUGUAUAUAUAAUAGACUUAUAAAACACGUCUACGGUCAAAUUUACGAACUGCAGUACGGUUUUCUCAGAGGCAGAUCUACAACAUCUCAGCUGCUACACAUUCUCCAUCAAGUUCUUAACGUACUUGAGCAAAAAAACUAAGUUGACAUUGUCUACCUUGACUUUGCCAAAGCUUUUGAUAAAGUAAAUCACGAUCUAUUACUGGUGAAGCUUCGCAACUUUGGUAUUAGAGGAAAUCUUCUUCGUUGGUUCAGAGACUUCCUUUCUGAGUUUCUGGCGAUUCCAAAGAUCUAUAGAGUCACUUCGCGCUUGGUGUUCUAUCAGGUGUUCCCCAGGGAUCAAUCCUUGGACCACUUCUAUUCAUAAUUUACAUCAAUAAUCUCCCGAAAUAUGUCUCACACGAUACUACCUUAGCAAUGUUUGCCGACGAUACCAAAUGCCACCGUCCUAUUAAAAAUUCCUUCAAUCUGACUUGGAGUUAAAGCAAGCUAAGUGUGGAGUGCUGCAUCUUACAAGAUCUUGUGAACCAACCAUCACACAACCGACCUAACAGUCAGAAGGACCUUGGCAUGUCUAUAACUGUUGACUCCUCAAAUGGAACAAGCAAGUGCAGGAGAUUUCGUCAAAGGCCAACAAGAUGCUGGUUUCGUGAAGCGAACAGCAUAUACGAUUGGUAACCCAUCGGUCCGCAAGGCACUCUACCUGACUUUGGUUCGCAGUCAACUGGCUUACAAUUGUCAAGUGUGAGCACCCCAGACGGUCAGCAACAUUCUAACCAUCGAACGUGUUCAGCGUCGUGCCACCAAGUUCAUCCUAUCUCUGCCAUACCAAACAGAUAUCUCGUAUAAGGAGAGAUUGCAGAUCCUCGGUAUCAUCCGUCUAUGUUACUGGCACGAAUAUUUAGACAUCAUUUAUAUCUUUAAAAGUCUAAUAAAUGACUCUGACAGUAUCAUCUGAUUCUCGGUCGAAGUCUCAACACGAGAAACAAGAAGUGCAAGUAAUAGAACUUUCCUAAAUAUGGGAAAGUGCAACUAUACCAGAACAUGCAGUUAUUAUAUAUAAGAGCCGCGAGCGUAUGGAACACUCUUCCUAGUUAUAUUAGAGACACAACUAAGUCUACAGCACCAUUCAAAACAUUACUACGCAAGCACUAUAAAGAUCUAACGGACAGUGUUUUCAACCCCGAUGACCCGAGAACUCUUAAGUCGGUUUGUGUGAAAUGUAACACAAGUCGUCCUUUAUGGAACUUAUUAUCUAGAUCAUGUUGUUAGGUUAACCGAACCUUGUAUAGUGGCCCCUUUCCCUUAUUGUGUGUGCCGAAUGCAAUUACCAUAAUGCUUAUGAAUAUAACUUUUUCUUACGAUUCAACUCCACGUCCGAGUAUAGCAUUCUGGUGGUUGUGGACAGUGUGCAUGCGUGAUAGGGAAGGCAGUCAUUAAAAUUUUAAUAUAGCUUUCUCGAUAGAUAAACGAUCUUAACAAUUUCAAAUUACUCAAUAUUUCAUUCACGAGUCCAGAAUUUCAAUGAGGAUCUCACUAGCGAAAACGGUAUCAACAUGUCGUUUGUCUUUAUCGUUGUUUGUUUCAAUUUGUAGCCUGUUAAUUUGGUUAUCUCUUUAUUAGUAUGUCUGUCACGUCAUAGUGUAAGUUAUUAUGCUUAUGUAUGUUGCGGAACCCCGUUAUUGGAGAUUUUAUCUCUGUGUGGUCAUUCCAGCCAUUGUGUGUAAUUUAUAGUUAGUUUACAUCUUUAAUAAUGGCAAACUUAUAAAAUAAAAUAUAACUAGUACAGUAGUGAUUGAUCUAACAAGGCCCCUGCAGUGGAAGCAUUCAGUACAGAAGGGAUGCUAUCGCAAAACGGUGACUUAUUCCAAGGUGCAUGGGUAUUAUGGAAACCAUUUAUGAGAGAGUGGGCAUUAGUUGAUCAUUUAUGGUACAUGUAUGAAUAUUUAAUGUAUACCAUGUUUUAAUUAAUACAGGUUAAUCAAGUUCAAGAGUUAUCUUUGAAAGUGAAACAUUUUCUCCCACCAGUGGUAAGAAUUAUACUAACCACUAACUAAUGUCUAAUGCGUUUUCACAAUUGAUUAUAUCUUGCCAGUUGUGUACAUCUCGACACUAACAUAUUGUAUACAGGUUUCAUCGCCAGAAAUUUUUGUUUUGUUUGGAAAUCAUGACAGUUUGUCUCACACUUUGGAUUUUUCUGUCAACACUGCUUCAGACCUUCAAGACUAUGGAAGUACUGGUAUGUAGUUGCCUGAUGUACCUGAUUGCACUGAACGUAUUCCCCAAUAUUAUAUACCUUAGAUUCCACUAUAUUAAAUUAAUUAAAGUGUACAAAAUAAUUAGACUUAUAACACUCUUUGGUUAAAGUUUUUUUUCAUAUAUUCAUCGCAUUAAAAAUAUAAGUCAGACUGUUUAACUUCAAAAAUUUGCUAAGUAGAAUUGGAAACAGAUAAGUGUUGCGAGGUUGUCUGGCUUAUAUUUGUAUGUUUUUAGUACGCAAAACAAUGUCAGUUGACUUGUACUGCAGUCUGCAAAGAUUUCAGUUUGGUUAAGCCAACCGACCAUGCAUAGAUAUGUUAUAUACACUAGAUAGCGCAUCUCUUUUAGUAAAAUUGAAGCCAAGAAUAUUCCAGCGGUUACCCCCAUUUGAAUAGAUGGCGGCCUGGUUGGAGUUUCCCACUCGCUAAUAAACGCUUAAAAAACAACAAUGACUUUCAUCAUUUGAAUAAUUUGAAAAUGUAUUUGGAAUAGGUUUAACUUAAUGUUUAAGUUCCCUGUUUAAGAAAUAGAAAACAUACGAGUCUUCUCAUUUCAUGGGAAUAUCCUGAGUCUGCAAUCACGGCUACAAUUUUUGAAUUGCAGAAUAAUUAGAUGCACUAUCUAGUGUAUAUAUUAAAGAUAUCUAUGCAACCAACACCUCGCUGUAGGCGGUAGGUCACAAGAAUGCCGGACCCUUUAAGAGAGACGCGAAAUUUCGUUAACUUGGGUCUAAAUGACCCGAGCUAACUGAAUUUCAUUGAAUUGCCGAAUUUAUUUUCCUCUGGCUAGCACCCAUAAUAUCUAUCUGUGAAAUAUAUCUAGCUAAGCUAGGAUGGACAUAUAUAUUCCACAGAGGAAUAUAAAAAAUAUAUAUAUGCGAGAUCUAGCUCAAUCUUAUUUUAAAAUACCACUUUUUAAAUGCACAUUCAAUUUUGUAUGACGAUAUUAAUAAUACCCUCUUAAAUUUGCCUCUUUAUAUCAGUACGAGGAUACCUUAUGUAUACGAGGGAAACGGAUGGAAAUUCAAAGUGUUCGUCACCAGAGAGAGUCAAGACUGAACAUUUUGAUACCGACGCCGUUCAACGCCGUGUUCAUUUCGAACAGAAUGGCGACAGUUCAAAGGAAAAUAAUGUAGAUCACGGCUCAAAGAGAACUGUUCACGAAGAUACUGUUCGAAAAAAUGAAGAAACAUAUUUAACAGAAUUACCACAAGCCACAGAGUCGAACUCACCUGAGGAAAAACAGCAAACACAACGUUUGUCAAACAGUAGACAAGACAAUCAGAAAUCACACAAGGAAGAUCGACGGCCGAUAUCUGAGUUGCCAAAGGACCAGAAUUUGCAAGGCAACCAAGUAUGUUCAGAUGACGUGAAUGGUGUUACUUCUCGUGUACCCUCGAGCGACAACAGAAGUGAAAGUCAUGAUACUAAGCAAAUGUCAUCAAAUUUUGAAGAUCAACAUUCAAAAAGUCCACGGUAAGAACUCGAGCCAAAAUACUUUUCUUCCUUGCAGUAAUUUUCUUGUUCAUUAAUAUCAUUGUGACACAACUACCAAACUAAUGAAACUUCUAUCUUUCUCUCGACCGGGACACUCACUCGGCCUUUAAUCUAUAUUUAUAUAUGAAUUAUCGCUAUAUGCAUUAAGUACAGUAAUUACGGUUGCAAUUCUGCACUGGCCAUAGAGUUCUAUUCGGAAGUUUAAAUAACUCAAUCUUUCUUAACGUUGUGUUGACCGUCAAUAAGCUUGCGAAUGAAUCGAAUUGAUAAUCAUUGUUGCGUAAUGUUGAUUUUAGAAACAAAAUCCACAGAAAGAAUCCUCUUCUACAUUCCAAAACAGCCCCUUCUUUGCUUCAAACUUCCUGGAAUGAGACCAUUGACAGGAAAAGUGAAGAGAAUGGACAGAACGAGCGAAGUAAUCAAAUAAGAAGAGGGAAUGAUGAACAUGCUGGAAGUUUAAACAAUAAAGAAGGGAACGAAAAUGUUAUAUCAAAUGAAUAUCCUGAUCAUGUACAACUAGGAAGCAAAAACGAAAGUGAAGUGACAGAAAAAGCGAGUGAGGAUCAUGAGCAUCGUGGCAUAGAACAUCAUGGAAUGGAACAUCAUGGCAUGGAACGUCAUGGCAUGGAACGUCAUGGAAUGGAACACGAUGGCAUGGAACGUCAUGGAAUGGAACAUCAUGGAAUGGAACAUGAUGGCAUGGAACGUCAUGGAAUGGAACAUCAUGGAAUGGAACAUCAUGGAAUGGAACAUCAUGGCAUGGAACGUCAUGGAAUGGAACAUCAUGGCAUGGAAGACAAUGGCAACAAAAACAAUUUUCAAAUUGAAAAGAAAUUAGCCGGAGAAAAUGGUGAUGCUUGCAAUCAGACACAAGUUGCAGAUUCAACGCAGGAAAAUAUCAAACAUAGUGCAGAUCAUUCAGUAGCGUCUAGUGGAUUUGAAUCGUUAAAUCAAUCAAAUAAUGACAGACACGAUAUUGAGCGCACCGGGAGGAAUUUUGGAGUGACAAUUGCUGAGAAGGAAAAUCUAGGUAUAUGUAUAUCAAUAUACUAUUACUGUGUGUGGUAUAUUUCUUGAAUAGUAAAUAACAGAUGAAUAAAACUAUUUUCGACCGCAAUGUCUUACAACCAACUUCUGUUAUACUUAACAGCGAGUUGAAAAGUCUCUUCCAUACAGUUCUAAUAAAAUGAGUGAUAAUUUGUUGAGUAGGAUUCUUUGUUCACAUUAACAAUAUUAUAAUGGAAUUAAUUGCUGAUACUGUACUCUUUAAAUAUAGCGCACAAAACGAAACUCGUGAUUUAUAUAUUAAUAAUUUUGUAAAAUAAUAAUUCAUGCAAAAAAAUUCAAAAGAAAUCAAUGUUGAGGUGUUGAAUACACAUUAUACAAAUUUCUACUGAUUUGCAUUAUCUUUUUCCUCGAUUUUCUUUAGUUAAAAUUACUUCUUUUUGAAAAAAUGUUUCAAAAUGCAACUGCUUAACUUGUGUUUCACAAGCUAUCUACAGCAUUCGCGUCCGUGCAUGUGUUGAAUAAAACACAUACAACCUUCGUUUGUAAGCAGAAAACACAAAACAAGCUACAAAUUAAACUAAGAAAAACCCUUUCUGAAGUUGUAAAACUGUUUUACUAAAUUAAAAUUUACAAUCUUGCUUUUUCAUAUAUAUACGCGUUAAUAAAAUAAUUAUUAAACUUCGGUUUUCGCGUGAUAUCAAAAAUUAUCAAGGCCUCGGUUUGUUUUAUCAGAUAACACAACCUCGGCCUUGAUAAUUCUCGAUAUUGCACUCUCGACCUCAUCCAUCCAAUAAUUAUUAAAUAUUGGAAUUUUAUAUUUUAGUGCUACAGUUGCAAGCUGAACUUAACGCUGUUAGAAGUGAAAGGUACAGUAUAAAGAAAAUUCAAAAACAUUAAUAAUUCAUGAGGAAAACACAAAGAAAAAUCAUAAGCGUGUCGUAUCUUUAUAUGUGAUAGAGAUUUCCCUUGAUUUACAUAAACUUUAACUUUGAUUUUCUCGACUUACACAAUGUAUGAACUUACUAGAUCGAUCGUUUUUGAAGCAAUUAGCCAUUCCGAAGUUGAUGAGUGGACUGGGGACGAGUGUUAAAAAGUGCCCAAAUUAAGAAAUGAACUAAAUCACUAAAAGGUCCUAAAAAGACCACCUCAAAAUUAGUAAGUAUACAAAGUUUGAAGAUGUUUACAUGAAUACCCUUCGAAUAAUAAGCUUUCGAAAAUUAUGAAAUUACUGAUUAAAAGAUUGUUUUUGGGACGCGCGUUGUCCCAAAAACAAAAAUUGCAAUACAUUUCAUAGUAAAUAUCGGAUUUUCGAAAGCUUAUUAUUCGAAGGAUAUUCAUGUAAACGUCGUCAAACUUUGUAUACUUACUAAUUUUGAGGUGGUCUUUUUAGUGAUUUGGUUCAUUUCUUAAUUUGGCCACUUUUUAACACUCGUCCCCAGUCCACUCAUCAACUUCGGAAUGGCUAAUUUAAAACGUUCGCAGUGCGUGUUUUAUCAGACCUAAAGUCCUAAAGAUACUCGGAUACUCAUGCUGCUCAUAUUUUAAACAGUACUUAAAAUAUUCUUAACAUAUACUCAUGUCCAAUUUUUUGUUAAUUUACCUGCAGCCGAUGUACAUCUCCGAUGUAUUUCAUUGAUUUUGUUUUAACGUUUUGCUGUCUGCAUAUAUUUGUCUAUGUGCCUUUUUGUAUUAGCGUGUUUCUAUUGUAUUCUACAUUCAAUUCUUUCCUACUGUUUACUUUGAAUAAGGGACCGGUCAUUAUUUAUGGCGGGGGGUGGCACCGAAGAGAAAUGUUUUGCGUGGUAAAUAUUUUGCUGAUGCAACCAUUAAAAAGUCAAAAACAUUUUUACCCAACCUCAAAUAUCAAUUAAAAAAUAAAUACCCACCCCUGGCCGAAAACUUUACAAAAUCAUACCAGUGAAUUUGCGAUUUUCUGCAGUCUAAAGUUUCAUGUUGUCUGCACAAGUACUUUCUUUGGAGACAAUGGUCAAGAAUACAAGAUAGUAACUCUGACUAAUUUACAUAUUGCAGUGAGAUAUGACUGUUCACAUUGCUUUCAGUUAGUCUUCAAUAUUUGCGUGAGUCAUGCUUUGGAAAUGACAAUAAAUUUUUAUUACCCAACCCUUGAGUUGUUUUGGUUUUCAAUUACCCAACCUUUUACUCACUCAAAAUUUUGUUUACCCAACCCUUUUUCUCUUCGCCCCCCCCAUAAAUAAUGACCCCUCCCUAAAGUAAAAGAAGAUCGUAUAAACGUGAUUGUAAACUUGUACCAUUGUACAUGUUUGGGUCCUGAAUUUCAAGGCGUUGAACAAUAUUGAGGAAGUUGAUUCACGAUUUCACGGUUGUAACUCUUUCAAAAAUACAGAAAAAAGCUACAAAACAAAGGCCCUGCCUACCUAAAAAGCUGACUAUAGAGCGUUUGUACUCAUUCCCCAGGGACCAACUCAACAAAAGCCAUGGCAGCCAUGUUGGUGUUCAAAAGAGUCGAAUACUCGAAUUGAAAUUAUUUUGAAUUGGAACACCAACAUGGCGGCUGUGACGUCAUGUGCAAACGCUCUAUUAUAGAUACGCCAAGACGUGCAUUGUAUGAUUAUUGUGCAAACGCACACUUGUUUCCCACCAUGAAACAUGUGGCAUAAUCAUAAUGGCACAACAUAUUGUCAAUUACAUCUGCAUAUCGAGACAAGCGCUUCUUGGGACUAGAAUGUGCAGUUUUUAGUGGCGUGAUUGUGAUGUUAUUUUUCCAUGUUACCAGAUCAAAUAGUGAGAAAACCAGAGAGCAAUUACUAAAGAAAGCCAAAAACCUCCAGAACCAAAAUAACCAAAAACGAAAUCAAGGUGUGUAAUUAUUUUGUGCUUUAGACAUUCUGAGAAACCGUCGGUCACUUCUUACUAACUCUCAGAAAGCAAGCACUUCUGGAAAAUAUCAAACUGAACAGUACUGUACGUACCCAUAGGGAACGAUGUCCGUACAUAGAAUGAUAGAAUGCCAUAACUAGUCCGAUAUUCCCCUAAGAAUCCUUAUACCUUAUUAUAGGAAAUUAACGAUGCACUUUAUUAACGCGGAUUUUAAAAAUUCGCGUUAAUUAAUGUUAAUUUAUGUGAUCGUUAAUUUUAAGUAUGUAAUUUUCAUUUACCAUUAGUUAAAAAUACCAAGAUUUGUUUUAUAUAACACUAACUCUUUUAAUAUCACAAAAUACCGCAUAUUAACGUAAACUAAAAACAUCAGUGCUCCUCUUAACAUUAAACCUUUGUUGUUGUUGUGUCUAUAUUUUCCGAUUCGUGUUAAUUUAAUUAAUUUGUCAACCAUGGAGAUCAGAUUCGCGUUAAUAUAAUCAUGCUUUAAAAGACCUAGAAGCAAUCCGCGUUAAUUUGAUGUCGCGUUAAUUUAUGUCGCGUUAUUAAAGUGCAUCGUUAAUUUCCUAUAAUAAGGUAUAUCGGCUUAUGUAUUACCACUACCUUGCAGCCCAAUCCACAUUUUUUGAAAACUUGCAUGCAUGUAUGUGUAUUUAAACGCCACUGCUAUAUAAUAACGAAAGCAUACAAUCAUGCAGCGAAGGGGAGGCUAAAAGUCUAGCUUCCUCCGUUCACACAAAAACGUCAUAGGCUAUAUGCCUAUAUAUACGUGGAAUCGUGGAUGUAUUAAAAAUUGUACAUAUGUUUGAUUGUGCAUGUGUUUGUAUUUAGCUAAAACAGUGUGGAAGAAAAGAUAUUUUGAAGAGAAAAAGAAGACGGUGUCACUUGAAGAACGUUGUAAUCAAUUGCGAUAUGAAGUGGAAAUUAUUCAUAAGAAAAUUCUUUCGUCUGGUGAUGCCAAAGGUACAGAUCAUUGUGUGCAUGAAUGUACAGUAGUGCAAUGAAAUUAAUUGAUGUAUGACAUACGUUCAUAAUACCUGAUUUAGCAAGAGAAAAACACUGAUUUGCAUAUAAAACUGGACUGAGUAUCUGAAAUUAAGUGUUAAAAAUCCAGCCGAAAUUCAGCCAUAACUAAAAAAUCAAAUGAUAAACACUGUAGAGCAUUAAACGCCUCUGCCACACUGAUAUCCCAGAGCCUCUCUCCUCCGCAGAGGCUUCCUUCGCCCAGCGGCUACGCUCGUGUUCCAAGAUCCGCCAUGUAAAGUGUAGUGAAAUGUAUCUCAUCGUAAUAUUAAAUCCUAAGAAAACUAAAGCCUCUGCGGAGGAGAGAGUCCCAGAGCAGUUAUGUUUUGAGAGAUCCCCAUUGCCAAGGGGAAUUAUUUUGUAAGGAAGUUGACAUACUAUGCACAAAAAAAGAAAAUAAUCAUUACUGAGGAAAUUGACAGCACAUAUGCAAGUGUGAAUUCUGUUUCCCAUUCGCAGACAAAUAUGCCGAUUUCGUCACUGCGCAAUGUUGGCCAACGACAGAGCAGGACGCUUCGCCGUCGCUGGCACAACGACGUUAACCUUGAAAUUUUAUAGCUUGGUCUUGUGAGGAAAGGCAAGCGACUGCUAAAAGUCUUUCAAGACGGUUUUAGUCGUUGUAGUUAGCCUCAGGCCUUAAAAUAUCGGUCGGUCACGGACAUUGUCCGACCCGUUCGUGAAAUUGUCCGACGUAGAAAAGAAACCACCGGACAUUCUGUCCGACCUAAGUGAAACUGAGGUUUAUUGUUUGUCCGACCCGAGUGUAUUGGUGUCCGACCGAACUGUAGCUUUGUCCGACGUAAAUCAAAAUGUACCCUAGCCCAGGAGGCCCGGACUAGAGGCAGACUUGUAUGUUAAAUGGAAAAUCAGAGUACUAUUGUAUAAAAGGUCAACUGGAAAUGUUGUUUUAACUCGAGCGCGGGGCGGCGAGCGAAAUGGUGAAGUGGAAAACGGGCUUAAGUUGUCGAAGUUUUUUUGAUACUGCUGUUCUGGCAAGUAUGUAUGAAAGAAACAAAUUAUUUAAUAUCUUUACAACAUUUACCGUUUAUUCAUUUGUGUCAUUCAGACUUAUUUCCAAGUCAAAAAUGAACUGAAGGUCAUCGGACAUAUGUCCGACCAAAACUCAACGUCACCGGACAUUUUGUCAGACGGCCCUGGAAAAGAUAUUUUAAGGCCUGUAGCCUAGAUUAGAAUUUGGGCGUAUAGAUUUUGCAUUGUUGGAGUGCAGCUAUAUAUUGACAAUGAUAAUGAUCAAACCAACAAUACUCGCUCGCUUCACGAUGCUAAACAAAACUCUAAUCUUCAGUCAGGAAAUCUUGACGUUGCUGCUAACACAUGAUGGUUUUCGUGUUCCGGUAUUUGAGCGAGAAACAAGGAUGUUUCUCGCUCGACGAUCGCACAGCAACUUAUAUGUGUGCUAAUUGGAUACUUACUAAAAUACGUGGGGAUACCGCUGAGAAUAGGGGCAUGCUCCCUGCACAUUCAACUGCUUAAAUUUGACAUUGCGAAACAAUACUGUCUUACUAAGGAGUCAAUUUGACUUGCAUUUGUCAGACUACCCCAGUUUCAGAGGCUCUUUGCGAGGCGAAAGAAACGAGAGGCGAGAAGGAAGAGCCUCUGGUCACAUCGGUUGCAAAUCCCACUUCCACACUUGAUUAGGUUCAGAAUUUGAAUCUCGCAUGUGAUUGGCCAUUUGUAAAAAUAUGUCAAACCGGUUUGGGAAAUAAACAUUUUGUAAGCUAAUGAUAGCUAUUAUAGCUAUAUAAUUAGCUUACAGUAAUGUUUAUUUCCCAAACUGCAUAUACAAAAUAUAAUAGUUGGGUCUUUGUUUGUUUGUUUGGGUUGUCUAUAUCUAUUCAUGAUUUACAUUUGCUUUUCUUGUACAGUACUGGGCUGUGGACUGUGUCAACCAUAUUGUACUAAAUUUUGUGUACAUGUAUUUUUAUAGACCGUGAUUCAGCAUCAGCAUGUUUACAUAAAGAUGGAGAUCCCAAAAAGGUAAACAUAAAUAAAGUAUAUAAUGAACAUGAAAGCGUGUUAUUACAAAGUUAAAUUAGUGCAGUUGUCUGAAGGCAUGUUAAAGAUGUCAGACGAGUGCAAUUUGUUUUUCAACCUAUAGUGGUUGACAAAACCCUUCGGGCAGUAUAGGGCAUCUGGCACCCUCUUAACUCCCGCGCCCACAAAGUUUUGUUGUGGUCUUGUAUCAUAAAUAGACAAGACAGAGCAAUACGUUCUCAACAUUGCAUGUUUAGGGGGAGGGAGUAUAUUUGCAUGGUUAUUUAUGAAUCUUAAUUUUGACAACGUUUUUCAAAUUGCCCGAACAUUUUUUGUCAGUGAUUGUACAAUGCGAUUAUUUUUUCGUUUUGAGUUUCUACUGAUUGCUGGCUAGCUUGUUUUGUAAUUAACUGAUUUUUUUUUAAAAAUGCACAGCAAGUUUCAGUGGGGAUGUUAGCAACGCAAUUUCAUAUUGAGAUACCAGGUGCAAACAUAGAUAUCUUAUAUACACUAGACCUAUUCCAAAUACAUUUUUAAACUAUUCAAAUGAUGAAAGUUAUUGUUGUUUUUUAAGCGUUUAUUAGCGAGUGGGAAGUACCAACAUGGCCGCCAUCUAUUUAAAUGGGGUAACCGCUGGAAUAUUCUUGGCUUCGAUUUUACUAAAAGAGAUGCGCUAUCUAGUGUAUAUAAGAUAUCUAUGGGUAAUGGGUGCAAACUAUAAGGACGUUAUACAUAAUGGUGGUUGACGUUAUGCAUUAUGCGUUGCUAGGAUAUUGCGUCAGAGCAACCAGCAGAAAUUGCCUGACAUGGACUUAACAUUUAUGUCGCAGAAGCUAAAAAUUAAAUGUAUCUAGCAGGGACUUUAUUUCGAACUGAUUUGUUUAGUAUGGUUUAGGAAGUAGUAUAUCAAAUCCAACUAUGUAUGAGCUACAAUAGGACUUUACCAGAUAAUUAUAUCUCAUAUGAAUAUAAAUCAUUUAAAUUUUAAAAUAAAGUGAAUUAAUGUUUUUCAGUCCAAAGACUGAAUUAAUUUUGAUCCAGUCUAGUACUGAAUCAAUAUACUUCACCAGGUGUCCAGUAUUAUCAUGUGAGCAAAGUAAAGUAAUAAGAAGGUUGGCUAAUUUACUCUUGAAUUAUUGAGUACCAAUGAGUACCUACAAUCAUGGCAAAACACAUGUUAGUGGGGACUUGUCCCCCUCUCCCCCCUACAACGUUGGUUUGGCAUUCGUUUUACAACAACUUCGUACCCAGAGUUACCCAGAGCCAUUUUACCUCCAUUGUACCGUGGAGGUAAAAUGGCCCUGGGUACGAGGUUGAUUUUACAAAGCUUUCACCUAACCAAUUUAUAAGCUUUCAACAUUGAACCGGGGGGGGGGGGGGAAUUGUUAAAAAUUGCUGCUUCUGUACAUAUGUAUAGGGCAAGGCAGUUAUUUCUAUUUCCGCACACGUUAUUCACAAUGUUUGUCGGGAUUCUAGCUGUUGUUCUUUACUCUUAGUUAAAUGCUAAGAUCAUGUUAACACGGAAGGAAAAUGAAGUGGAUGAACUCAGACGUCGAGUGGAAGAGGCAAAAAUAAAACUGGGCUCGGAAAUGAAGGUUUGUUGAUAAUGCAUGGUUAUUAUCUAAUUAAAACGGAAAGAAAGGAAAGGAAUAUUGUCGAAGUAAGACCACAUUUUAUGGCUCGACUAUAUAUAAGAGAUAUUGCUCGACUUUAUAUAAGAGAUAAAAUUUCGAAUUGUCCAUGCAUAUAUAGUAUUAUGGUUCCCAAUACAUCCAUUGCUGUUGACUAUUUUGGCCGCUCCCCACGUGUAAUGCGACAUAACAUUUUAAGCAUUGUUGAUACUAAUUAAACUAAAAUAAAAGAUAUACGUGUAUAUCUAGAUGUAAGAUAUACAUUUAAAAUCCCUCUCCAUGUAUAUGCUCGGAAGAUAGAUAGUGCUUUUUGCGUAAUUUGGUUGCUCAGCUCCAGAUAUCCUUGCAUGCACUAUUCAUCUCCGGACCAAAACAAAAUGUCUUCCGUUUUGUCGCGGUGACAGACGAGCAAAUAUUUGUAUUAAACGAAGCAGCGGUUCCACCAAACACGAAGAAAGCCACAAAGUUUUGUUUCACGUUGUGUAGAGGUAUUCUCUUAAAUAUUUCUCAUGAUAACUAAAUAGCUUGUAAAUACUGUUUGUUAAUUUUCAACGCGGUUGCGGGAACUAUAAUACAAACUGUUUAUUUUCGUUGUUUUUUGCCAUUUUUGUUUUGUUUUGGUAUAUUAAAUAUACUAUGUCGGUGAACAGUGCAAGGAUGUUCAUCUCGACACUUCGUGUCUUAGUGAAUAUCCUUGCCGUAUAAACCUCCACUUCGGUUAAUAAUUGUUAAUAUUAUUUUGCAGCUUCGUGAUAACGCCCAGAAAGAAUUAAAACACAUUCGUGACGAAGUUAUUGAUAAAAAAAUCAACGCCACCCUUGUAAAGAAAAGUUUAUCUUUGUUAGAAACUCGUAGUCCUAAUGAUGUGUAACUGUUUUGAAACUAACUACUAAAGACUAAAGUGUGUAUAUUGCCGUUAAGGUUAUUUAUAUGUACCUUUUUGUACUGUACAUAUUACUACUACAUGUACAUAUACAAUUAUAGCCAAAUCAACUGCAUGUAAAUUAAAGUUUUACUUGUUGUUAGUGUUUAUUAUACAUUAUUGUACGUUGUAAUUGGUAAAGGCCGAUUUACACUGCACAAGUUUCGCCAGAGGGGGACGGGGGGGGGGGGGUGUUAAGCCCCAUACUUUUCAGUGAACCAGUCGGUAAAUUAGUCGGUAAUCGUUCCAUGUUUCGCGCACCAAUAUAAUAAACGUUAUGUAAUGGAUAUUAUAGUGUACUGAAAAGUUCACUAGAUACCUCCAUACAAAUAUAACACACCCUAACCCCAACCUUAAACCUAACCCUAACCUAACCCCUAACCUUAAUACUUUUAAAACCCUAACCCUAACCUAUAUUGGUGCGCGAAACAUGAAAUGAUAACCAAUUAGUCAAUUGAUAGAACGCUCGGUAAACUGUAAUCUAUAGUGUCUAUGGUCCGUAAAGUUUUGGAAAAGAAAUAAUUGAUAGACCAGCUCAAAUUUUAAAAAACGUUGAAGAAUCUUUUACCGAUGGUGCCG
Paramuricea clavata is the source of this 18098-nucleotide messenger RNA. The record is from the annotation of a GenBank genome assembly. NCBI's taxonomy places the organism in Eukaryota, Metazoa, Cnidaria, Anthozoa, Malacalcyonacea, Plexauridae.